UUGAGGUUCCAGGUCAGGUGGGAUCAGCUCCCCCAUCUAUCCACCAUGGUGGUGGCACACCCCACCGCCACCACCACGCCUACUACCACUGUCACAACCACCAUCAUGAUGACUACAGCCAGCAUGGACCUGCGAGACUGGCUGUUCCUUUGCUACGGGCUCAUCGCCUUCCUGACAGAGGUCAUCGACAGCACGACCUGCCCCUCUGUGUGCCGCUGUGACAACGGCUUCAUCUACUGCAAUGACCGGGGGCUCACCUCCAUCCCCGCCGACAUCCCUGAUGAUGCCACCACGCUCUACCUGCAGAACAACCAGAUCAACAAUGCUGGCAUCCCCCAGGACCUCAAGACCAAGGUUAAUGUGCAGGUCAUCUACCUGUAUGAGAACGACCUGGACGAAUUCCCCAUCAACCUGCCCCGUUCCCUGCGGGAGCUGCACCUGCAGGACAACAACGUGCGCACCAUCGCUAGGGACUCGCUGGCCCGCAUCCCACUGCUGGAGAAGCUGCACCUGGAUGACAACUCUGUGUCCACCGUCAGCAUCGAGGAGGACGCCUUCGCUGACAGCAAGCAGCUCAAGCUGCUCUUCCUGAGCCGGAACCACCUGAGCAGCAUCCCCUCAGGGCUGCCCCACACGCUGGAGGAGCUGCGGCUGGACGACAACCGUAUCUCCACCAUCCCGCUUCACGCCUUCAAGGGCCUCAAUAGCCUGCGGCGCCUGGUGCUGGACGGCAACCUGCUGGCCAACCAGCGCAUCGCGGAUGACACCUUCAGCCGCCUGCAGAACCUCACAGAGCUCUCCUUGGUGCGCAACUCGCUGGCCGCCCCACCCCUCAACCUGCCCAGUGCCCACCUGCAGAAGCUCUACCUGCAGGACAAUGCCAUUAGCCACAUCCCCUAUAACACUCUGGCCAAGAUGCGUGAGCUGGAGCGGCUGGACCUGUCCAACAACAACCUGACCACUUUGCCCCGCGGUCUGUUUGAUGACCUGGGGAACCUGGCCCAGCUGCUACUCAGAAAUAACCCCUGGUUCUGCGGCUGUAACCUCAUGUGGCUGCGGGACUGGGUGAAAGCAAGGGCAGCUGUGGUCAAUGUGCGUGGCCUCAUGUGCCAGGGUCCUGAAAAGGUCCGGGGCAUGGCCAUCAAGGACAUCACCAGCGAGAUGGAUGAAUGCUUUGAGACUGGGUCGCAGGGUGGUGCGGCCAACGCAGCCGCCAAGACCACAGCCAGCAACCAUGCCUCUGCCACCACACCCCAGGGCUCGCUGUUCACCCUCAAAGCCAAGAGGCCAGGGCUGCGCCUCCCCGACUCCAACAUUGACUACCCCAUGGCCACAGGUGACAGCGCCAAGACCCUGGUCAUCCACGUGAAACCCCUGACAGCAGACUCCAUCCGCAUCACGUGGAAGGCCUCACUCCCUGCUUCCUCCUUCCGCCUCAGCUGGCUGCGCCUGGGCCACAGCCCAGCUGUGGGCUCCAUCACAGAGACCCUGGUGCAGGGGGAUAAGACAGAGUACCUGCUGACAGCUCUGGAGCCCAAGUCCACCUAUGUCAUCUGCAUGGUCACCAUGGAGACUGGCAACACCUAUGUGGCGGAUGAGACACCUGUGUGCGCCAAGGCAGAGACGGCUGACAGCUAUGGCCCCACCACCACACUCAACCAGGAGCAGAAUGCCAGCCCCAUGGUGGGCCUGCCCCUGGCGGGCAUCAUUGGUGGCGCCGUGGCUCUCGUCUUCCUCUUCCUGGUCCUGGGGGCCAUCUGCUGGUACGUGCACCAGGCCGGCGAGCUGCUGACCCAGGAGAGGGCCUACCACCGGGGCAGCAGGAAAAAGGAUGACUAUAUGGAAUCGGGGACCAAGAAGGAUAACUCCAUCCUGGAAAUCCGUGGCCCUGGGCUGCAGAUGCUGCCCAUCAACCCGUACCGCGCCAAAGAGGAGUACGUAGUCCACACCAUCUUCCCCUCCAACGGCAGCAGCCUCUGCAAGGGCACGCACACCAUCGGCUAUGGCACCACGCGGGGCUAUCGGGACGCCGGCAUUCCUGACAUAGACUACUCCUACACGUGAUGCCGCUGGGCCCACCCCAGCCCCCGCCUCAGUCCCCGGCUGUGCUAGUGCAGCCACGUGGCUUUGCCCAGCCUGCUGCAACCCCAGAGAGCAAGGAAAAGAAAUUCUACCAAUGACCUUCCCAGCAGAAAGCAAAAUUUGGGGAGGGCUGACAAUUUUAUAGAACACGACGGUAAAAAU
Otolemur garnettii (small-eared galago) is the source of this 2244-nucleotide messenger RNA. RefSeq names its product fibronectin leucine rich transmembrane protein 1 (gene FLRT1). The record is from RefSeq and is a predicted model, not a curated record. The coding region runs from base 46 to 2064 and encodes 672 amino acids. The transcript has a single exon. Lineage: Eukaryota; Metazoa; Chordata; Mammalia; Primates; Galagidae. Gene Ontology annotation, molecular function: protein binding.